UGGGGGUUAGGAUUUAACGCUUUGUUAACUUCAUUCAGUCCAUGUGUAGAUCCUGAUUGCCGGAAAAUCGAGUUGCAUGUGGCUGCAGAUCUUGUAUUAUUGUGAUUAAUGACUGUAAGAUUCGCAGGUGUUUUGGGGAUGUGUUGAUUUUUAUUACAAAUUGCUUUCAGACAGAGAUGGCCAUCGUCUUCGGGGCAAAUAUUCAGACACGUUACACACUGCUUUUCCUGUGAAUCAGUUCGGAAAUCCAAGUGAAACGGCUCCAUUCUGAAUUCAUUCAAUUUCAGGUCUGAAUCGCAGCGACCAUCAGCAAGAUGAAGACAAACACUAUUGGCUGCUCAUUGUGCUGCUUCCUCGCACUGCUGAGCUGGCACAGAGUGAGGACACUGCAGUGCGGGGUGCAGGAGUUUAAGGAUAACGGAGAUCAAUGCGUCCCCUGCAUUCACUGCUCUCCAGGACAAGAGCCUGAUAUGGAAUGUGGAUAUGGAAGAGGCUUGACAAUGAGCUGCAGAAGAUGUGCACCUGGCACCUUUUCGGACACCUAUGGCUUGGGAUCCUGCAGGCCACACGUGGAUUGUGAGGGUUUGAAGAGGACGUUCCUUAGUCUGGGGACAGUGAUGGUGGACACAGUGUGCGGCCAUUGUUUGCCAGGGUAUUAUGUGUCAGAUGGAUCAGACUCUCAUCUGACUGAAUGUCUGCUGUGCUCUUCUGCUCCAAUGGGAACUACAGAAUGUUCAGUAAGAAGUGCUGAGGGCUCUCCCCAAGCGGAGGCAUCAAAAUCAUCUAACCGCAGCAAGGACGGGACACAGGAGGAAAAGAAGAUGAAAUACGCUGUGUUUCUCCUGAUGCCAGUCUUCUGCGUAAUAGGACUGCUGGGGAUUCUGGUGUGUAACUUGCUGAAGAAAAAGGGAUAUCGCUGCACCUCAGAAAAAGAUGCCAAGGAGGGGAUCGAGCUAGAGACCAAAUAUGACAGUAGCGGAGGUCCCUUCAGAACAGAUGAGGCCAAUGAGGAUACAAUCGGUGUUCUGAUCAAGCUGAUCACAGAGAAGAAAGAAAAUGCUGCCGCCCUGCAGGAAAUGCUGAGGGAGCACGAAAUGAAGGAAGCAGUCAUCAAAAGCAAUGCGGUGGAAAAGUUCGUGCCAUUGCUGUCCAUUCCCAAACUGUGUAAACACCAUCACCUUCACACCGUGCAGACGUCCUCCCUGCAGACGGGGUCCAGCUGCAUGAGGUGCAAUCAGAAGAAGUGGCCGGACCUGCUACUGACUAAAGCUGCCAAACCCUCAGCCAGAGCGAGCAGACCUGGCGAGUACACCAUCCUCUCUGUGGGCAGAUUCCGUGUUGCCCGGAUUCCUGAGCAAAGGCAGAGCCUGAAUGAAUCAGAAAGCCAGUCUUUGGCAAGUGAAAGCCCGGCUACCCAGAAUGAGCCUGAGGGGCAGAAACCUCCGCCUGACACCGUCUCUCCAACCCGCACGAAAGACAUUGCUUAACAUCUGCAGAAAGCAAACAAGAGAUCUGACUGAAUCUGCCAAAAAGGGCGCCGUAGGCAAUUUGUGAGGUAUUCGGUGUUUGAGCUGAGCUGAAGGCAGUCACUGUACAGAGUGGAAUAAGGAGCAGUGCUUUUAAAACAAAAACUCGCGAAUAUUCUACAUCGUCUCCAGAAAAACUAGAGGAAACGGGGUUCUCUGGCGUGCUCGCGAGGAGCGCCAUCACGUUCACUUUUUUUGAAGCUGAGUUUUGAGGAACAAAGUAUGUUUACAGACGAACGUGUGGAUUAUGCUGCGGGGAUCAGGAACAGGUCCCCGCUUCCGUUAGAUUACAUGCUGCUCCGUGUCGCAUAAUUUUUUCUAAAAAAAUUAAUGUCACACAUAAGAAAACAUUACAACCUUUUGAGAACCUGUAUUCAAAGCUGUGGUUUCCAGUUUGUUGCCAUUCACCCACCCACCCACUCGCACAAACCCUCACACACACUGCACGCUCCUGACAUUUGCGAAAAGUGCACUUUUGGAUAUUAACAUAGGAAAUUAGGAAAUGCUAGUUGAAAAAAGACCAAGGUGCAUCUAAUCCGUCUUCUACCAUCUUGGUAGUCGCCUGCUACAAUAAUGGAGAUGUUGGCAGCAAUUAAUUCUGUAUAGACAACAGGG
Molecule: messenger RNA, 2141 nt
Organism: Callorhinchus milii (elephant shark)
Lineage: Eukaryota; Metazoa; Chordata; Chondrichthyes; Chimaeriformes; Callorhinchidae
Gene: relt
Product: RELT TNF receptor
Exons: 11
Coding region: 315-1487 (390 amino acids)
Biological process (GO): apoptotic process
Source: RefSeq, a predicted model, not a curated record